This is a messenger RNA of Adelges cooleyi (spruce gall adelgid), 1655 nucleotides long. RefSeq lists its product as uncharacterized. The record is from RefSeq and is a predicted model, not a curated record. Gene Ontology annotation, cellular component: alpha,alpha-trehalose-phosphate synthase complex (UDP-forming); cytosol. Gene Ontology annotation, molecular function: catalytic activity. The transcript has 7 exons. Gene Ontology annotation, biological process: trehalose biosynthetic process. Bases 8 to 1630 code for a protein of 540 amino acids. NCBI's taxonomy places the organism in Eukaryota, Metazoa, Arthropoda, Insecta, Hemiptera, Adelgidae.
GAUACAUAUGAUUUACAUUGUUUUAGGUGUAGACGGAAAACCUAAACCGGUUACGCCUAUUAUAUCUACUAAUAAAACGGAAGUUAAUAGUCCGCUGAUCAUCGUGUCAAAUCGUCUACCGUUCGUUCUGACUCGAAAUUCCGAAGGAGAUUUGAAGAGGAAGCACAGUGCAGGUGGACUUGUGACAGCAGUGACGCCAGUUGUUAUUGAUUGUAAUGGAACAUGGAUCGGAUGGACUGGUCUGUAUGAUUUAAACCCUAAUACUCCAAUACCCGAGUCCGACCCAUCGGACAAGUCUCCCAUUGCUGGUCUAAAAUCUAGCCAGAUUGUUCCCGUAGAAAUGAAAAAGGAGGAAUUUGAAGAGUUCUACAACGGCUGUUGUAAUAGUUUAUUCUGGCCUCUUUUUCAUUCCAUGCCAGAUCGUGCAGAAUUUGUUGUCAAAGACUGGAUAGCGUAUUGCAGAGUAAACGAAAAAUUUGCCAAUUGCGUUUUGGACACUUUACGACAAAUCAUAAAAAAACUAGACGAUGCCGGAGAUGAAGACACGGUUCCCUUAGUAUGGAUACACGAUUAUCAGUUGUUGACAGCAGGGAAGAUGAUACGAGAAGUGUGUAGAAGUGAAAACCUCCGGGUUAAACUUGGUUUCUUUUUGCACAUACCGUUCCCGUCGUGGGACAUUAUGAGACUCUUGCCCUGGGGUAAAGAAGUUUUCGAAGGUUUAUUAGCUUACGAUGUUGUCGGGUUCCAUAUUAAUGAUUACUGUUUAAAUUUUAUUGACUGCUGUAGUCGGCAACCGGAUUGUCAAGUAGACCGAACGAACAUGAUGCUAUUUUUCGAUGGUCGCAUCGUUGAUGUAAGAUAUGUGCCUAUCGGCAUCCCAUUUAAUGAUUUUGUAAAUUUAUCGAAAAAUGCGAAAAAUCCUUUGUUAGACAUUCCGGAAGACGUAAAAGUCAUACUCGGCGUGGACAGGCUGGAUUAUACCAAAGGAAUAAUACAACGGAUCCUGGCGUACGAGAAAUUUCUUGUAAGGUAUCCCGAAUUUCUCGGAAAAGUCGUCCUCGUUCAAGUAUCGGUACCCUCCAGAACAGAAAUAAAGAGUUAUCAAAUGUUGAAAGAAGAAACCGAACAAAUUAUCCGCCGGAUCAACGAUCAUUUUUCUACGGAUGACUGGUCUCCGAUUCGGUACAUCUACGGUUGUCUCUCCCAAGAGGAUUUGGCGGCUUUGUACAGGGACUGUAGGGUAGCGCUGGUCACUCCGCUAAGGGACGGCAUGAAUUUGGUAGCCAAAGAGUUUGUGGCCUGUCAAACAGGUGAUCCCGGCGUGUUGGUCUUGUCACCUUUUGCCGGUGCUGCUGAGCAAAUGACCGAGGCGUUAAUUGCAAAUCCCUAUGAAAUGGAAGAAAUGGUCAAUGCCCUUCACACAGCUCUUGAAAUGCCACUAGAAGAAAGGCAAUCGCGCAUGACCGAACUGCGACACCGCGAACAGCUACUAAACGUCAACUACUGGAUGCGGUCGUUUAUUUCGUUUUUGAAACCUAAAGAAGAACCAAAAAAAAAAUUCUUUACCCGACGAGCUACAAAUAGGACUUCCAGGAAAAAACAAAAUGUUCCUUUGAUGUUGGCCAAAUGAUCUAUAUUAAAACUUCAUUACAAAA